UCUUUUCUGCCAUACAAGGUACACUCAAAGAGAGGGGGGUAUGGUGACAUACUGCAUUGCCAGAUGCCUCACCCAAACCCUCAGAUCUCCCUGGCCAAAGCUCAGCCGCAUGAUUGGCCAUGUGUCCAUUGUAGAGCCCAUGGCCACAGCUAAUGGUGACAACAAUGAUGAAAGCAUUCGUGCAAAAUCCCUUGCACUGAGCCAUAUCUUAGGUAUUGAAUGUGAUGGGCACCUGCAGUCUUUUGGGGUUGGGGCCAAGGAGGUGUGCAUGGAGCCAGUGGUCCUCUCGCUCCUCCCUGUCUCCAUUGAGAACUACUGUCUCUGUCUCCUGGAACUCGGGAGCAUGCACCUGCGGGUUCAACACAUCCGAAACUACCCAUAUCUGGUCAGGAAGAGAGUUGGUGUCCUUCAGGCACAUGGGGUCAUUCCACACACUGUCCAGCAGCUGCCUCUCAGGCUACUCUCCCUGUUGAAGGCACCAAAUGCAGUGCAGGAGGAAGUACUGGCAGCAUCCAAGGACUACGAGAUAAAGAGCCUCCAGGACCUGCUGAAGACCGUGCAAGGAUCCUAUCUGUCGUGGCGACUGGGGAUCCCAAAGCAGGAGAGUGCAGGGAUCCUCACCAGGCAUCCCCGAAUCAAGAACAAGCCCCUUGCCCACUUCCGUCUCCUGCUUCACCUCCUCCUGGAAGAGUUCAACCUCUCUCCAGAGAAGUUAGCGAGUCAUGCAUACCUGCUUCAGGCACGGCCAGGUCACCUGGAAGAAAUCCUGGCCUCUGUUCCCAUGCUGGCAGGUCAGCCCAUGAAGGAUGUGGUCCAGCGUUACCCCAAGGUCCUCAUGUCACCUCCUUCAUCCCUUAAGGCUAUAGAUGUCCUCCUCCGCCGAGAGAUUGGCAUCUCUGAUCCCAGCAUCAGGCAAUGCAUGGAGAUCUACACUCUCUGCCCAGCAACUGUCCAGGCAAGGCUGAAGGAACUCGAUGCUGUGCCUGAGUUUGAUGCCCUCAAGAGUCAUCCCCGAGUUCUCAGGCUAAUCUUCAGCCAGCAGAAGGCCAAGAAGCGACUGGCAUUCCUGGGUGAACUGAAGCUACUUAACCACAGCCUCUACCUCCUCACUGCUCCCAAGGGGAAGUUUGAGAAGUUCCUUGUCGAUGGUGAGAACCGCACCAGGGGCAAGGACACUGUCCUCUUUCUGGCUUUUAAACUUGGGAUCGAUGAAAAGACAGUACGAUCGGAGUUGCGGAAGCAUCUGCACUGGACAUGUGUCCCUUUGGUGAGGAUCAGUGACACCCUGGCAUUCUUGCUCGAUCAAGGCUAUACUCGGACAGACGUGUCCCGCUGCAUGCAGAUUCUUCUGUAUGAGAAGGGGCUUCUCAAGCGGCAUCUCUCAGCUCUACCACUCUACACAGAGGCCCAGCCAUUCAGUCAAUGGAAGGAUGGGCCACAUCUCCUGCACUUGCUCCUCUAUUUUGUGGAGAAGGAAUGCCAGUUCACAGGAACAUCCAUCUGGACUCCCUCCUGAAUAAUCUCCAUCAAUAUGCAGUUCAUGAACCUUCCUUGAAUCAGGCUCAUCAACAUCAGUCAUAAAGU
This is a messenger RNA of Darwinula stevensoni, 1584 nucleotides long. Lineage: Eukaryota; Metazoa; Arthropoda; Ostracoda; Podocopida; Darwinulidae. The record is from the annotation of a GenBank genome assembly.